UUUUAUCUUAUCUUGAGCAAUGUUUGAGCGCUUAUUAACAUUGCUUCAAUUGCCAGUGUUUCCGCUUUCAGCUGGACUGUGUGUUGCUUUCUACAUAUUGCUAUCUACUUUUGCUUUCUUGCUUUCGCAUCUGCUCUAUCUUAUUCUAUCUAUAUUGUAUGUUUGGAUUAUCACAGUGCUAUGGAGAAAAUAUCAACUACGGAAACCUCAGAAUGCGGAAAUGAGGCGCAUAAGGAUCUCCUAAAGAAGAUAUCUACACUCGAGUUUCAAAACGAGGCGCGCGCCAUCCGAACUUCACUACUGAAUGCCAAGUUACAGGAGACCCUGGAUACAUUGGAUGCCCUCACUACCACUCAUGCUCAGGAGCUCUCUCUGGAAGAACGGACGAAUGAGCGGCUGCAGUUUAAAUUACGCACUGCUAGGAACUACGCCAAAGGCUUGGAAAAGGAGAGAGAUGAGUUACGCGAUGUCGUGCAACAGUUGGUUGACAAAGUGGAGAAAUGCGAUGACUUUGGCUUGUGGCCUCACAAUCAGAUGCAUAUAUCCGAGCACCUCGAACCACUUCCUCCCUGUCAGGGGGAUAUGCCGAAAGAUAGUAAGGAUGACUUGAAAUAUGCCACUAUGGUGAUUUCGUCGCUUAAGGCAGACCUUCAGAAUGAAAGGCAGCACGUGAAGGUUGCUGAACGCGAGAUUGCAGACCUGCAAGCAAAGCUAGCCCGCCGAGAGGCCGAGCUAGAGAUUUGCGUGGUCCAUACAGGGCACUUUGUACCAUUCGAUGAGCGGGAGGUAUCUGCCUCAGAAAAGGAAGAGAAGCACGGACAAACGAGGUCGCACUCUCGCACAACUAAGAGAAGAAAGAUCCCCGCAUCCUCUCUUUCAAAAGAGGAUAUUGAAAAGCUCUUCGGAUUCGCAAUUGCAAGAAAUCAGUCGUUGGAGCUAGAAGUAAAAGCUGCGAAAGACAGGCUUGAGGGGAUGAAUGCAGAGAAGACACCUUACAGGCCUGAUCGAAACAGAGAGGUAGAAAGUCCGCGACGACCGCUGAAGCCCAACUUGUCGGCCUACGCCACACCUUCAGCUCGACCAACUCCGAAGUCGCCGAACCUUGCGCCUCUCAUUUCAGAACAAUCGCCUUCGCCGUAUGUCCUAUCACCUCCACGCCGGACAUCUCCAACCCCUCCGACGAUGACAACAAGCCAAGCUGAGAUACGAAUCAUGUCGGUCCAGCGACAGAUGGAGGAACAGUUGCAACGGCUAGCUGCCGCUAUUGACGAUCUCGCUACUGAGAGACGCCACUUCAGAGAACUUUUUGAUAAACGUGCGAGAGAAGAAGCCGAAGAUACAGAUGAGCCCACCGCCGUCGAACACACAAACCUUGCGAGAAUCCACGGUUCAGCAAGGGCGGUCCCCCAGAACGCAUCCACCGGUCAAUCAGCUGUACCCGUAGUGUUUAAAUCAAAUCCACCGCUCGAAGCUUCGUGUUAUAUCAUUGCGGGGACCAAAGUCGAACAAGGACGUACAGAACAAGCAACAGUUCCAAGCAUCAUUGAUCUGCUUGAUGGUGAUGUCCCGCCACGAGUACCACCACCUCUCGAACCUACUUCCAGUGCGCUAAUGGCUGGCACUGUUGUUGAUCAUGAUGAUGAUGAUACAGAGAAGUCGAUGGAACUGGCCACUCCCCUCCAGCCAACUUUGAUACUGGGUGACGCAUCUUGGCAUUCGCGGCAAGGCGAGACAGUGGGGGAUCAGGUAGAUCCUGCGAUGGUUCCUCUACCUAUGUCUCCACCUGAGGUCGAGGUCAACCUUCUGGCUGUUGAUGUGGACGCACGGCCGCCUGAAGACAAUAUUGUUAUUGCGGACCCUGCCGAUGAAGAGGGUGCGGAGCGCUCGACCAGCGAGCAUCUCGAACAGAGAAUAGAGCAACUUGAGGAUGAAUUACGAUUAGCGAGGGAAGAGCUGUCGGAGACUAACGAGGCGCUACAGCAGUUGCGGCACCUCGUCGACAUGCUUCAGCUCGAAAUGGAGGGUGGCGAUCUUCUGUCCGCGGAUGUCGCUUCGGGCUAAGCUCGCUCAAUUCGUUCACGAGUCUCCUUUUCCGGAGUGCAGUGCAAGACCCUUCGAGGGCGAGAAGAAUGACGGGUAUCGAGGAUGUCGAGAACCGAUAAGUUGCGAGAUAAUAUUUGUGGCGUACGGUGUGUGCCGUGCGGCAGCAGUGUUGGGAAUCCCGACAAAUAUUGGUCCUUCAACAAAUCCUCGAACCUCGAAGGGGUACUCAGCACCGAGGACACCGGCUUUAGUGACGUGCUGGUUUAUGUGCCCUGUAUAGUAUGGUAAAUCUUCUUGGAUGGUGUAUUAGGGAUUCUAGCUUAGAAGCAUGGGAAGACAGGCGUGAUUGAAUUCGCUACCCCCGAAAUAUUCAGCCAAAAAGAACUUACGUGUAUAGCUAGGAAAAGGCUUCUGAUGACAGUUCUG
Messenger RNA from Somion occarium, 2469 nucleotides. NCBI's taxonomy places the organism in Eukaryota, Fungi, Basidiomycota, Agaricomycetes, Polyporales, Cerrenaceae. The record is from the annotation of a GenBank genome assembly.